Molecule: messenger RNA, 1025 nt
Organism: Gastrolobium bilobum
Lineage: Eukaryota; Viridiplantae; Streptophyta; Magnoliopsida; Fabales; Fabaceae
Product: protein S40-7-like
Exons: 2
Coding region: 172-744 (190 amino acids)
Source: RefSeq, a predicted model, not a curated record
UUUUCGUUGGAGGUAUUGAGGCCGGGGAAGAAUUUUCAAGGCUUCUUCCUUAUCCUGGUUGGUUUUUUAAAGGGUUCAUUCGGAGUUACCAUUUGAGAUUUUUCUUUCAAAAGUCUUUACUUUUGGAGGGUAUUGAAACAUAGGCAAGGGAGCUAGGAAGAACAAAUAGCAAUGGCAGAUUGGGGUGGUUUUCUGAAGAAAAGCAGCAAUUUUGGUGGGGGGUCAAUGAGGAAUGAAGAUUUUGAUGAAGAAGAUGUGUGGGGUGUGGCUAAGGAGGAGAAUUAUUUAAGGGUAUCUAAGGACUCAUCUGGUUCUUCUUCUGCAUGGCGCAUGCCUACCUCUCCAAGAAAGAUCCAAAGGGUUAAUAGUACUACACUACCCUUCUCGGGAUCCGAAUCCGAUGAAAAUGUGGUACAAGGGUACUCAGCACCUAUGAACAUCCCUGACUGGUCAAAAAUUUAUGGGAAUAAUGGCAAGAAGGGGUCAAGGGAUGGUUCAUGUGUUGCUGUUGGGGAAAGAGUAAACAACAAUGGGGAUUGUGGUUAUGGGGAUCAUUACAAUGAUGAUGCUGAGGAUGAGGAUGAGGGUGAUAUGAUUCCUCCCCAUGAAUGGAUUGCUAGGAAACUUGCAAGGAGCCAGAUUUCAUCUUUCUCUGUGUGUGAAGGGAUAGGAAGGACACUGAAAGGAAGAGAUCUUAGCAAAGUGAGAAAUGCUGUUUUGACCAAAACUGGUUUCAUAGAGUAGUUAGUGGAUUCACCACCAUACUCAUGUCAUUAUCAGCUUCAUGUUUUGGCAUCACUUCUGACCCUACCACAAUGAAAGUCAUCAUCAUCAUUGUUAGACUCCGAUCCCAUGCAAUCUUUUUAUUUUUAUUUUUAUUUUUAUUUUUAUCAUUCGUACUAAUAUGUAGAAUGGAAUGUGAGGUCCUGCUGUCUUCGUAACUUAAAAUAGAGUCUGUUACAUGAAAGCCAGAGCUUCCCUUUUUUGUUUUGUUCUUUUUGUUUCUUGUUCUAAAUUUUCUGGAA